AUGGCCUUUCGCGCCCCAACCCAGCGCGCCGUAGCCGCCCUGGCCCGCAAGUCCACUGCCACCACAGCGGUGAAGCGAACUCUCUCGUCGCAGGCCACUGCAAGCAGCCUGUCCCAGCCCACGAAAGAUGCCAUUGCGCGCGAGGCGUCCCUGCCGAAUCCGGACCCGGCCGCCGACUCGGCCAGCGCGGCCAUGGUGAAGGAGCACUCGCAGUACAUGCUGGCGACGUACGCGCGGCCGUCGCCCGUGUUUGUCCGCGGCGAGGGCAGUUUCCUGUGGGAUCUCGAGAACCGCAAGUAUCUGGACUUAACGUCCGGUAUCGCGGUGAACGGGCUGGGUCACUGUGACCCGGGCGUUGCGAGGAUUCUUGCGGAUCAGUCAACCACACUCAUGCAUGCGUCGAACUUGUACUACAAUCCCUGGACUGGAGCGCUGUCGCAGCUGCUCGUUGAGAAGACACGCGAGACGGGCGCCAUGCAUGAUGCCGCGACCGUGUUUGUGUGCAACUCGGGCUCUGAGGCCAACGAGGCCGCCCUCAAGUUCGCCCGCAAGGUCGGCAAGCUCCGAGGCGGCGAGGACGGCGCCAAGCACGAGAUUGUCUCCUUCCAGGGCUCCUUCCACGGCCGUACCAUGGGAUCGCUCUCUGCGACGCCCAACCCAAAGUACCAGAAGCCGUUUGCCCCGAUGCUGCCCGGUUUCAAGUACGGCACUUACAACGACGUGGCUGCGAUCAACGACCUUGUCACGGACGCCACGUGCGGUGUGAUCAUUGAACCGAUCCAGGGCGAGGGUGGUGUCAACGUGGCGACGGAUGAGUUCCUCAUUGCUCUGGCCCGGCGGUGCCGGGAGGUCGGUGCCGUGCUCAUCUACGACGAGAUCCAGUGCGGCCUGUCCCGCACCGGUUCCUUCUGGGCCCACGACCACCUCCCUGCCGAGGCGCACCCGGAUGUCAUCACCACUGCCAAGGCCCUGGGCAAUGGCUUCCCCAUUGGCGCGGCCAUUGUCAACGAGUCCGUCAGCGAGGCCAUGAAGGUCGGCGAUCACGGCACCACGUUCGGCGGCAACCCUCUGGCGUGCCGCCUCGCACACUACACCGUCUCGCGACUCGCAGACAAGACGCUGCAGAAGGAGGUUCUUGCCAAGGAGCAGCUCUUCCGGCAGAAGUUUGAGGAGCUGCGCGGCAAAUACCCGGAGCUCAUCACCGAGGUCCGCGGACGGGGACUGAUCCUGGGCAUGCAGCUCACGCAAGACCCGAACCCGAUCGUGCAGGCCGCGCGGGAGCGCGGGCUGCUUGUGAUUACGUGCGGCACCAACACGCUGCGCUUCGUCCCGCCGUUGACCAUCACCGGGGAGGAGAUUGCGCAAGGUCUGGCGGUGCUGGAGGAGGCCAUUGAGGCCACCCGGUGA
Molecule: messenger RNA, 1407 nt
Organism: Microdochium trichocladiopsis
Lineage: Eukaryota; Fungi; Ascomycota; Sordariomycetes; Xylariales; Microdochiaceae
Product: acetylornithine aminotransferase
Exons: 2
Coding region: 1-1407 (468 amino acids)
Biological process (GO): arginine metabolic process
Cellular component (GO): mitochondrial matrix
Molecular function (GO): identical protein binding; transaminase activity; pyridoxal phosphate binding
Source: RefSeq, a predicted model, not a curated record